Molecule: messenger RNA, 3012 nt
Organism: Danio aesculapii
Lineage: Eukaryota; Metazoa; Chordata; Actinopteri; Cypriniformes; Danionidae
Gene: cnpy2
Product: canopy FGF signaling regulator 2
Exons: 6
Coding region: 102-656 (184 amino acids)
Cellular component (GO): endoplasmic reticulum
Source: RefSeq, a predicted model, not a curated record
GAAACGCUUGUGGCAGAUCCCAGAUCAGCAGCCAGCCCGGUGUGCACGUCAUCAGUUCAUCAGCGCGUGUGUGUGCGGCGAAUUUAAAGCAAAAGGUGGUUAUGGAAAAGCAGUAUCAUAUUAUUAUCUUCUGUGCAUUGGUGUCUGUGCACCUAUUACUAGUCCAAGGAGCCAGACAGGGUCAAGACGUCAAAUGUGGAGCAUGCAGGGCGUUAGUUGAUGAAAUGGAGUGGGAAAUAUCGCAAAUCGAUCCCAAGAAAACAAUCCAGACUGGAUCAUUUAGAAUCAAUCCUGAUGGCAGUCAGUCAGUACGAGAGGUCCCGUACUCUCGCUCAGAGGGUCAUCUACUUGAGCUGAUGGAAGAGGUUUGUGAGAAGAUGAAAGAUUACGGCGAACGCGUCGAUCCUGUUACUGAUCGGAAGACAUAUGUAAGACACACAUCCCGGGACGGCACGGCUAUGGAUCUCUCUGAUGUGGCCUUUGACUCCAGAGUCAGCUCCAGCUUAAAGUUUGCUUGUGAAACAAUUGUGGAGCAGCAUGAAGAUGAACUGAUUGAAUUCUUUGCACAUGAAACGGACAAUGUAAAAGACAAGCUCUGCAGUAAGAGGACAGAUCUCUGUGACCACGCGCUGAAGAUCCAUCAUGACGAGUUAUAACACCAGUCUGCAGCUUCACCAUUGGAGAAAAAUCUGUGAGGAAGCUGAGCAUAUGUAAUGUACUGGACCCCAUGGGUUACUGUUGACCUGGUCAGCUGUAUCAAUGGCUUGACUGUUCAUCGUCAUCAAUUAAAGCUGACUUUCUACAGCUGAAGCGGGAUCUCUUCACGAGUCUCUCCAAUGGCGUACUUUUAUAUUUAAAACCCAUUUGAGUGCACUUAGUGUUUAGUUUAGAAAACGGCUUGCAGAUAUUUAUUAAAAGCGCAGAGGUAUUAUUAGUUUGUCUUUGUGUCCUCACAUUUCAUGAAUCUGACCAGAUUAAUGGGAUUUAAAGGGAUAGCUCGCACAAAAAGGAAAAUUCUGUCAUCAUUCAUUGAUGUUUGAGAGAGUUUCUUCUGUUAAACAAAAAAAGGAGAUACUUUGAAAAAUGUUAGCUGUCAAAGGGGAGCUAUUAUGCAAAGAAUACUUUUAUAAGGCGUUUAAACACACUUGUGUGGUAAGUGUGUGAAUAUGAUCAGCCUCUAAUGGUGCAAAUUAAUUAAUACUAUUUGUUUAUAACCACACUUGAUAAAAACAGUCUGCUCAAACACUUUGAUUGACAUUCUCCCUUUGUACGUGUCAUCAGAGGGGGGAAAGCUCCGCCCACUAGUGACCAUCUCUCUCUUAUUAAAUCUUCCACAAUGCUCACAUGCUGGCAUCUGUAGCUCCGCCCUCUUUUGAAAAGAGCACAGUCUCAUUUGAAUUUAAAGUGACAGUCACGAAAACACAAAAAUUAGGAUCUAAGCGCAGUUUGAGACAGUUGUACAACAUUAUUUGUGUGAUAUUUUGAGCUGAGACUUCACACACACACACUUUGGGGACAUCAGAAAUACAUUUUACACCUUGUAAAAUAAAAUACCUACAUAAUAGGUCCUCUAUUUGACUUUGUAUUUGUUUUUCCCUCAGUGGAUAUCAAUGGUUUCCAACAUUCUUCAAAAUAUCUUCUUUUGUGUUUCAAUAUAAUAGUGAAACUCAUAAACAUUUGGGACUAAUUAAAGACAAAUAAAUAGUGAGUAAUUUUGUAUUUAUCAUGUUUGUUUGUUGGUGUUUUUUACCAAUUAAGUCAUUCCUGUUUGAUGAUACACUCACAAUAUGUGCAAAGCUCAAGUGUUUUAAGCACAAUUUAUUGCUGUAGUAUUGAGAUGUGGUCAAUAUUUAGCAUCAAAUGUGAUAAAAAAAUAGUAAUAAUAAAAUAAAAUCAAGCAUCAAGAUGUACCUAAAGAAAUGUAUGACUAAUUACUACUAAAUAUGGUAUAAAAAAUAUCUGUUAAUUAACAUUUGGUGAUUCAUAAGUGUUUUCCAUUUAUUUAUUGUUGUGAAUUGCAUUAUGGGAUGUUGAUCUGCGCUCUGUCGACUUUUAAUGUUGAAAAUUCAACUCUACAGUUUAACAAAGUGACUUUUAUUGACAUUUCAGUAGUUUAAAAUAAUAUAGUGUAUAAGAAGUAAUAUAUAGAGGAAUAAGUGUGGAAAAUAGCCGAAAAUGUGCAGGCAGUUAAUUACAAGGUGUUUGUAGCGUAAUAUACAACACCAACCCAGGCUAUAUAGCACUGUACACUAUUAAAAAUGUCAAUAAAAGUUACUUUUUUAUGGUUAAAAGUUGUUGGAAGAAAGAUCGAAAUCCCAUAAUGCAAUUCAAAAGCAGAAAUAAAUGAGGAAAAAUAAAAACAAAUCACAAAAUACAGAAAACUGCUAAUUCACUCAUUUAUUUUUACAGGAGGGUGAAUUAUUACAUUAUUUACAAAUGUCAGUAUAUUACAAUGCAUUUAAUAUUUGGUUAUUGUUGGGUGUCCAAUAUAAAUAUCUUCUAAAUGUGAAUGUUAAUGAUAUUGUGAUAUGUGAUGGAUUGGAAAAUCAUUUUUAUAUGGCCAGAAUUGUUAUGUUCAGUAUCUUAUAUAUAUUUUUGUGUCUUUCUGUUUGUAAGUUCUUACUUUUAAACAGUAAACCGCUUUCUAUACCACAAUUUCAGUGGAAAAAGCAUUAAUACAAGAAAAAACAGUGCUUUGAAUUAUGACUUUUAAUAUUAAUCUCACUUUUACACAUCCCUUUAAUAUUUUACCUUUAUUUCUUUCCGUUUUAUAUUCUUUUUCUGUCAUUUAUCUGCUUUUAUUUAAUUAUCUAUACCGUUUAUCUAUUUAUUUUUCUAGUUUCAGGUUUUCACAAGCAAAAGCAAUGGGAACGUCUGCAUUUUUAAGGCUUUUUUUUCAUCCCAGUUGUGAAUUAGUAAUUUCUGAUUGCAUUUUUAUACAAUAAAGCACUUACUGUCAGAUGUCAAAGUAUAAGCAAAGAAUAUUUAAUAAACUCUGCUUUCUUGCACAUA